Molecule: messenger RNA, 1849 nt
Organism: Portunus trituberculatus (swimming crab)
Lineage: Eukaryota; Metazoa; Arthropoda; Malacostraca; Decapoda; Portunidae
Gene: RpL11
Product: 60S ribosomal protein L11-like
Exons: 4
Coding region: 1271-1807 (178 amino acids)
Biological process (GO): translation
Cellular component (GO): ribosome; cytosolic large ribosomal subunit
Molecular function (GO): RNA binding; structural constituent of ribosome
Source: RefSeq, a predicted model, not a curated record
UCCAGUAUGAGCUACUUGUGAUACUUUUCCCAACGUGAUUCAUGUUUCAUGGGUGUGUUUUGUUACUGCCGUUGAAAGAUGGAUUUCGUAUUUAGUGGUGCAGCUUCAGUGGUAAAUUUAGUCUUUCACCGUACUCUCUCUCUUCAGGGUGAAACUCUGGGUUGUUUUUUGCCUGUUUUGAAUUAUCUGCACUUCGCGUCCGUGGCAAAUCAGUACUUUUUAUAUUCCCCCUCGCCCACCAAAAACACGGUCUGUGCUCUCAAAAAAGUAUUGUAAUGCGAUGGAAAGAAAAAAAAUACAUGACUGAAAUGUGUCAUUUUAAAAUGCUACUGUUAUUACAAGGUACCACAAAAGUAACUAUCCAACAUUUUGUGGAGAGAACUUGCCACCACUGCUGCCUAAGCCAUCCUGUUGGAUACUUGAUCCAUUUAACCAAAACUUACCUAACCUAACCACUGAUACUUCUUCCUCAGAACAAAUUAACAUUAUCUAACCAAAGCAAACCAGCCAAACCUGAAUAGCAAUGCUAAGAAAUCAUAUAAAGUCAUUCUUAUUUCUCUUUGUAAAACUUGGCAAUGCAAAGGAAAUAAUUAAGGCAACAUCUUGCCUGUUCAGAGAUAUGCCAUAGGCUGAUUCAAAUCAAGUCACUUCUCUCCACAAGCCCCUCUGAUUGACUAAAUUUAUUAUGUAUUUUCUUUAUUGAUCAGUGGCUGCGUACUCAAGCAAAAGAACAAAUCACCAUGAUUGAUUUCACGCAUGCGGUAAUAUGACAAUGUGGACGCUGUGCCUCAGUCCAUUACAUGUGCAGGUUUCGCAGUCUUCUAGCUCAUUUCCAAAAAUGCUAAAUCUAAAAAUUGUUGUGAACAAUAUAAACAAUUUGCACUGGGUAUGUGUGGCUUCAAAUUACUCAGAAUGAGAAGCUCUAAGCGAUGAGAAGAAAAGCCAUGUUGACUAUUGUGAAGUAUAAAAUACCACAAAGUAUAUCACGUUGCCAAAGUAACUGUACCUGACCACAAGACAAAGUGUUAUAUUGUGGUCAAAGUACUGAGAAUGAGAAGCUAUGUAUGAUGAGAAGAGUAGUAAAACCCAUGUAGAGACUGGUGCAAGAGUUAAGGAUUACCUACAUAUGUUUUACAGCAAGUGUCAUCCAUAUAUAAUAUGGUUUGUUUAGCUGCACCACAAGGGGCCACUAUUAGUAAGGUCCUUAUUUGCUGGUCUCCACUAACCACCAAUACUUCCCCAGCAGAAGGACGCCCACACACUCAUCAAGAUGCCGGUUGAGAAGCACAAGAACUCAAUGCGUGAAGUGCGCAUCGGCAAGCUUUGCCUCAACAUCUGUGUCGGCGAGUCAGGCGACAAGCUGACCCGUGCUGCCAAGGUGCUGGAGAGCCUGACAGGACAGAAGCCAGUGUUCUCCAAGGCCAGGUACACUGUGCGCUCCUUUGGCAUCAGGAGGAAUGAAAAGAUCGCUGUCCACUGCACCGUGCGGGGACCCAAGGCUGAGGAGAUCCUGGAGAAGGGGCUGAAGGUGCGUGAGUAUGAGUUGAGGCGCGACAACUUCUCUCAGAACGGCAACUUUGGCUUUGGUAUCCAGGAGCACAUUGAUCUGGGCAUCAAGUACGACCCAGCCAUCGGUAUCUUCGGUCUGGACUUCUUCAUUGUCCUGCAGCGACCUGGUUACCGAGUGGCUAAGAGGAGGCGCUGUCCUGGCAAGAUUGGACCACAGCACUGCCUGAUAAAGGAGGACGCCAUCAAAUGGUUCCAGACCAAGUAUGAGGGUGUCAUUCUCCCUGGAAAGAAAAAGUAGACCUGUUAACCAGAUUCUAAAUAAAGUAAGGUUGAGGAAAAA